AAAGAGUCUGUGAAUGCCAAAAAUUGACCAAAACAAAACAGCAGUGGAAAAGGUGAAUUAGGUAAAGCAAAGGGCGUUGUUUGUUGCUGGCUAAUUUCGUCCCUGUGCCUGUAUAAGUAUUGGAUCUCAAAACCUUGACGGAUUUUUCAAUCUCAAUCUCAAUCUCAAUCUCAAGAGACAGACACGGCAUCAUCUUCAUCAGACAACACAAACAAAGUUUCCCUCUUUCCCACCCUAAAUUGAAACCCCAAAAAAAAAGGUUCGGUUUUAACCUUAAAGAUCUCAAAUUUUCCUUCACGUAUUCUUAUGUUGAUUGAUGAAUUGGAUUUGGAUUGUGGAGCUUCCUAUUAAAUCUAAAACUGAAUAAUUAGGUAACUGCAACUGCAACUGCUGGUUCAAAGUUCUGGUUUUUAAGUAAGGGGUUGUAGGUAACAGUCGUUGAGCUCAACAUUCUUCUACUUUUUGAGGUGGGGUUUUGUCAUUCUCUGCCAUUUUUUAUUUAUUUUUGCAAAGUUGGGGAUCUUUGUUUUUCCAGAGAAAGACAGUUUUUUUUUUUUUUUUGGUUUUUGUUUCUGAGUUCAAUUAAGUGGAUUUUUCAACUUUGUAUUGUGGGGAUAAAAAAAAUGAAAAUCGUAUGUACUGCAAUACAAUUUCUUUUUCUUGUUGUGUCUGAACCCAGUUAAUGCCAUGGUGAACUGAUUAUUAGAGAAAGGCAGUUUUUUCUCUUGGUUUGGCUUUCUGGGGUUCAAUUAUUUUGUAGAGAAUACAGUUUCUUAGGAAAAUAAGAUAGAAUCAAAGAAAAUGCAUGCCCGGCAUCGAAGUCCUGGAAAUGGCUAUAGGUCCAAUUCCAUGGGAAUGGGCAUGGCUUCAUCUCGGAUCUCCCCCGAAGGUUCAGUUAGGGGACAUGGGUUUUAUGGCUCUGAAUUCCGGAACUUCAAUCGAGGUUUUGGCCGUGGCCAAGGCCACCCAAAAUCAUUUCAAUCACCACAUACACAGGCACAACCACCACCACCACCACCGCCGCCACCACCACUGCCGCCUCGCAGAGGUGACAUUUUCAUGGAAGCAGGGCGGCUUGCAGCCGAGUAUUUAGUUACUCAAGGAUUGCUGCCUCCAAGCGCACUUUCUGUUAAGUGGCAGAAUGGUACUUUGAAGAAGCCGUUGGGGGAGUUUCAAGAGGGAGAUGGAUUUCCCCUUCCACCGGAGGGUCGAGCAUCUGCCCUUUCUCGUUUAGGGAGUGCUGCUUCUGAUGUUGGGAUGGGUAGGAGAAAAUUUGGGGAUGAUUUUACUAACAAAGGCAGGAGAAGAGCAACAUCUUUUCGGGGUUAUGGCUCGGAUUAUAGCCGAGAGUAUAGGAGAAGUGGCUCUUGGUCUGAUAGUAGAACAAAGUCAUCUGCUGAUGUUGAUGGUGAUGAUGACACUGCUUCUGGACACUACCAAGAGGAGCAGCAAGUUGGUAAAGAUGUUACUAAUGGAGUGCAGAUGUCAACUCCAAGUGACUUAGCACCCAAAAAUGAGGAUGCCGGUGAUUCAGAAUCUGAGUUUGACAAAUACCAGUACCAAGAUGAUACGAGCUCAAAAGCAAGUUCUUCUGGUGCUGGGAAAGAUCUCCAGCAUGAGAAUAAUGGGGAAUUCUCCAGGAGUUCUGAUGAUUCCAAGAAUGUUAGUGCGGGAAUUGGGGAGGAAAAUGAUGGCAAUAGUAUUGAUGAAGCUGACAAACAGAGUGCUAAACAAGAUUUAACCAUCCAGGAUAAUGUUGUGGAGGGCAAUCCCUCAGACAAGAACAACACUACUGAUUUGCUAACACUUUGCAAAUUUGCCAAGGUGCCCACAAGAACUCGCUCUGCAUUGACACAUAGGGUCCCAAGGGUUGAUGCAGUUCCCAAGACUGAGUUGUCUAUUGCUUUUGAUAUGCAGCCUCCAACAGGAUCUGAAAUCUUAGUUGAAGAUGCCUCCUUGGGUGAUGCAUCUUCAAAUAAAAUUCAUGAUUCUAAGAGUCUUGACUCUGAAGUUUCUAAAGCUCAGUUCCUCCAGUCUGCUGAAAAUUUGGUCGAAUUAGAUUCUGCAGAUAAUAUUGAGCAGGGUAAAUUUGCAACUCAAUCUUUCCCAGAUGGAGCUUCUAUGCAUGACAGUGAGCAAGAAUCGAGUCAGGGUCUGGCUGGUUUUGCAAGUUGUAGUUCAAUUGCUAAGGAAAGAGGUGAAAAACGUGCUUUAGACGAUAGCGAUAUGAGGGAGGAAACGAAAAAACCUAGAGAUUGGAUUCCCUCUCUUGUAACAAAGGGUGAUGAGUAUUUUCACAUUUCUAAUUCAAGUGUGAAGAAAGAGAGCUUGCCGGAAGAUGAGGCUACACCUAGCGAGAGCAUGAUUGUGGUUAUUGAUCAUGAGAGCUUGAAGAAUGAUUCUCAGUUCCCUAAUGCUGGGGCUGAACAGUGUAUUGACUAUGCACAAGAGAAGCAGCUUUUUCCUAGUUCAUAUAAAAUCUGUGAUCUAAAUCUCAUGGGAGCUUCUGACACAAAUGAGAAUCAUGAUAAUGAUCCUAUGCAUAUUUACGACCCUAUUUCCAGAAACAGAAAAGAAGUGGCACCGGUUGAUGUUGACUUAUCAAUGAGUAAUUCCAAGGUGUCUGGUGGAUAUAGUAGACAUGUCACUGAUGGCAAAGAGAUUGAAGUCAUUGAUUUAGAAAAUGAUUCUACCACUGACGAUAAGACCUUCCAUAAUGCAGAGAGAAAGACUGAGACUGCAUAUACGGGCCUUGAGGGCUUUUCUAAUAAUGCACAGAAUACCAAUGAUAUUCCUGAUGUUCAGGAUGGUUAUGGGCUUAUGAUCUCGGAGUUGCUUGGAGGGGAUUUUCCAAAUUGUUCUUCAGUACCAGGUGACAUUAGUUCAAUGCACAAUGAGAUGGGCCUUCCUAAUGGAGAGGGGUCUCUUGCUGAUGAUGAUUCGAUAUAUAUGUCCCUGGGAGAAAUACCAUUAAGUAUGCCAGAUAUUUAAUUUCAUGGCUUUUUGCCAGCCUGGGAGCAGCCACCACAACAGGGGUAUGAGAAGCCCUUCUGAACCAGCUGACUCAGAUCUCCUCAGGAAAUAUGACUUGGUACGCUUAGUAUUGAUUGCUGGGAUCAUUAGCUCUAUCAAAAUGCAACUGUUUGCCUCUUCUUCAUUUAAGAGUUGCCAUUAGAUGUCAUCUUCUAAUAGGGAUUUUACAGAUGCCAAAUGCUUGUGUUCAAUUUGGCUGUUGUACUUCAUUGUGUAUCAGAAAAGUUAAAUCUUGUUUCUUAGAAAAGUUGUUAAAGCUACAUCUUUUACUUGUCUGCCUCACUUACCCCGCAUUCAGAUAUAACAUGAACAGAUUAGAUUAUCAUAGAUGUAAUGUUAAGACAACAUAUUAGAUUAUAAUCUACUUUUACUCUUAGUAUAGGCGACAA
This is a messenger RNA of Quercus robur (English oak), 3422 nucleotides long. RefSeq lists its product as uncharacterized. The record is from RefSeq and is a predicted model, not a curated record. The coding region runs from base 802 to 2991 and encodes 729 amino acids. The transcript has 4 exons. Lineage: Eukaryota; Viridiplantae; Streptophyta; Magnoliopsida; Fagales; Fagaceae.